CAGCGUGGAGGACUCGGUUGAGUCUUGCAUUGUAAAUGCGUCUGGAACUAAUAGAAGCCCCUGGCCACGGAUGUGAGCAAUUAUAAGGGCGAUGGUUUUUGCCUAGGGAAAGGAUGUUGCCCGGGGCCAAGGCCUGUGAAUUGAGAUCGUCGCCUCUGAAAGGCUGUCCCGGCUCUAACUGCAUUUUCCAAUGUCCACCAUAGCCGAGGUAGAUUCCUGUCCGCGCACUGGCCCUUUCAGGACCAUAGGAAGGACCGUGUCUGAGUACCUGCGGAACAUUCUUGAAAGGACCGCAGGGUCAGGACUCUGCUUCACCAGGAAAGGAAUCUAGAAGACUGAUUCUUGGAAUUUUAAGUCAUGGCCCAUCAGGUUAUGAUGUUCAGGGAUGUAGCUGUAGACUUCUCUCAAGAGGAGUGGGAGUGCCUGGACUUGGAACAGAGACAUUUGUACAGAGCUGUGAUGUUGGAGAACUACAGCAAUAUGAUCUCACUGGGACUUUGCAUUUAUCAGCCAGAUGUGUUCUCUUUACUGGAGAAGGGAAAAGAGCCCUGGAUAUUUUUACAGGAUGAGACAAGAGGACAUUGCCCAGAUGUACAGUCCAGAUGUCAGACCAAGGAGUUAUCACAAAAAAAUACUACUUUUGAGAGAGAAUUAUCUCAAUUGGAAAUUUGUAAAAAACACAGCCUUGAAUAUUCAUGUUUUAGGGCUGAUUGGGAAAGCAAAGGUCAAUUUGGAACACAACAGGAAAAUCAGGAAGAACGUUUAAGGCAGAAUAUACUCACCUAUGAAAAAAUGUCCACUUUUAACCAUCAUACAGGAAAGAAACUGAAUGAAUUUAAAGAGUGUGCGGAAGCCUUUUGUUCUGGCUCCGACUGUGAUCAACAUCAGUUAAUUCACACUGCUGAGAAAUUUUGUGAAGAUAAGGAAUAUGAGAAGACCUUUCUUCCUGAUUCAGAACUUACUCAAUAUCAGACAGUACACUCUGCCAAGAAAACAUAUGAAUGUAAAGAAUGUGGAAAGGCUUUUAGUUUGCGUUCAAGUCUUACUGGUCACAGGAGAAUUCAUACUGGUGAAAAACCUUUUAAAUGUAAGGAAUGUGGGAAGGCCUUUAGAUUUCAUUCACAACUUAGUGUCCAUAAGCGUAUUCAUACUGGUGAGAAAUCUUAUGAAUGUAAAGAAUGUGGGAAAGCCUUUAGUUGUGGCUCAGAUCUUACACGACAUCAGAGAAUUCAUACUGGUGAAAAACCUUAUGAAUGUAAUGAAUGUAGAAAGGCCUUUAGUCAGCGAUCACAUCUUACUAAGCAUCAGAGAAUUCACACUGGUGAAAAACCUUAUGAAUGUAAGCAAUGUGGGAAAGCGUUUACUCGUGGUUCACACCUAACUCAACAUCAGAGAACUCAUACUAGUGAGAAAUCUCAUGAAUGUAAGGAAUGUGGAAAAGCCUUUAUUCGUGGUUCAAAUCUUGCUCAACAUCAGAAUGUUCAUGUUGGUAGGAAACCCUAUGAAUGUGAGAAAUGUGGAAAAGCCUAUAUCUGGAGUUCACAUCUUGCUCGACAUCAACGAAUUCAUACUGGUAGGAAACCUUAUGAAUGUAAGCAAUGUGGGAAGACAUUUAUUUGGGCCUCCUAUCUUGCUCAACAUGAGAAAAUUCAUAAUGAGAGAAAACUCUAUGAAUGUAAGGAAUGUAGAAAGACCUUUAUUCAUGGCUCAGAGUUUAAUCGACAUCAAAAAAUUCAUACUGGUGAAAGAAACUAUAAAUGUAAGGAAUGUGGAAAGACCUUUAUGCGUGGUUCAGAACUUAAUCGACAUCAGAAAAUCCAUACUGGAAAGAGACCAUAUAAAUGUAAAGAAUGUGGAAAAUCCUUUCUCUGGGGUUCACAACUUACUCGACAUCAGAGAAUACAUACUGGUGAGGAACCUUAUGUAUGUAAAGAAUGUGGGAAGUCUUUUAUCUGGGGUUCACAGCUUACACGACAUAAGAAAAUUCAUACUGAUGUAGAAUCCUAUGAAUGUAAAGAAAGUAGCCAGAUCUUUAGUCCCCAUCCGUAUUUUACUGAACAGAAAAUUCACAAUGGUGAGAAUCUCUAUCAAUGGAAAGACUAUAGGAACACCUUUAGUCAGGACUCAGGCUUUGCUCAACACCAGGAUAUUUACACUUUUGAGAAAUCCUAUGAAUACAAAAAUUUUGAGACAUUUUCUCCAAGCUCUCAACUUAUUUCACUUUUGUGAGGUCUUAUGAUAUAAAAAUAUAGGAAGUCUUUAUUCAUGAUUCAUUAAUUAGUGUCAGUUAAAUCCUUCUUUUGAGAAACCCCACAAAUGUAAGUAAUAUUGGAAGAAUCUUUGACAGAGCACACAACACACUAGCAGAGAAUUCAGAUGGAAUCUAUAUUAAUACUGGAAAGCAUUUACUGAUUGGUUUUCCAUUUGGAAUAUCAGGGUAAAAUCCUAUGAAUAAGAUGACACUGUGAUUCUCUUGAAUCAUUCUUAAAAGCAUUCCCCACAUCAUUGAUAUUACUCUGCAUAUAAUUUAAAUCUAACUCAUAAAAAGGGAAACUUUCCAUCACUAUUAAAUUUUGUUAUGCUUCUACAAAAUUAUACCAAAGGUGAAUUUCUGUUAUGUAAUUAAUCUUGGAAACCCUUGAGCUAUGUCAUACUUCUUAUUUGGCAUAUUUUAGUUUCGACACAUCUCUGUGUUUUGUGGAAAGUAACUUAAAUCUGUGUUUGCUUAUUUGAUUAUAAUGGUUAAAUGAGCUUGAUGACUUAAUUAAUGACCAUCAUUAAUAUUAGUAUUAGACCAUUUCUAUCAGAGGAAAACCUUAACAAUGUAACAAAUACAGACAAAUAAGCCAUCUUUAUGUGUCUUAUUAAACAGCAGGAUGCUAAUUCUGAAGAAAAACUAGUAAAACAGAAUGAAGGGAAGAAAGCUUUGAAUCAGUAUUAAAUUCAUUUGCUGCAUCAAAAAAAUUCAUACUAUAAAGAAAGCAUUAUGGUUUUAAUGAAAGUGGAGUUGUUGAAUGCUCAGCAAUGUUUUAUGUUUUGUUUUUAAAGGCGUUUGGAAAUGAUUUGUCCCUAACAGUGUUCUAAACCCAAACGUCAUACUCACUUUAUCACCACAAUGAAAGUUUAUUUUUUUAAGUUUAUUUAUUUUGAGAGAGAAAGCGUGAAUAGAGGAGAGGCAGAAAGA
Molecule: messenger RNA, 3184 nt
Organism: Hyaena hyaena (striped hyena)
Lineage: Eukaryota; Metazoa; Chordata; Mammalia; Carnivora; Hyaenidae
Gene: ZNF790
Product: zinc finger protein 790
Exons: 5
Coding region: 358-2229 (623 amino acids)
Biological process (GO): negative regulation of transcription by RNA polymerase II
Molecular function (GO): DNA-binding transcription repressor activity, RNA polymerase II-specific; RNA polymerase II cis-regulatory region sequence-specific DNA binding
Source: RefSeq, a predicted model, not a curated record